AAACAAACAUUAAUCACAAACACUCUACCUUAUCGGCAUUAAUAAAAAAAUUCAAAUUUUCUUGAAAAAUUAAAUGAAACGUCACAUAAAAUCUAUAAAGGAAUGGAUAUAACAGUCGUAAGAAUAUAAAUAACAUAAAAUCAAUUAAUGUGAAGAUGAUUAAUUGAAUAUAAACUUGACGUUUGUAAAGUUUUGUAAAGCGCGCGGGGUGUGGGUUUGUUCGGCGUGUUGUUGCAAUUAUUUUUUUUGUAUUCGGAUGACAGGUUGUUCUAAAGAGUAGGUGAAAAUAUCCCGUUUUUUCCCUCUGAAUUUCCGUUUGGUGUAGCGGUACCGAGCUAUCUGGUUUGUUGUCGCGGUUAACAGUGAUGAGACGGUCCCUUUUUCUUCAUCGAUAAUGUCGACAAGGGGCAAAGGUACCACCAAAAAUGACGAACGGAGCGUUGAGACACUCGCAGAGGUGUUUCGAUGUUUUAUUUGUAUGGAAAAGCUUCGAGACGCUCAUCUCUGUCCGCAUUGCUCCAAACUGUGCUGCUAUGUAUGCAUUCGACGGUGGUUAACUGAACAAAGAUCUCAAUGUCCACAUUGUCGAGCUUCUUUACAUCUACACGAACUUGUGAAUUGUAGAUGGGUUGAAGAAGUCACUCAACAGUUAGAUACUUUGCAAGCUGUUAAUCAUUCUGGGGCUAGAGGUGAAGAAAGCGACAGAGAUAAAUGUAUGACACAUUUUGAAAAAUUAUCAGUAUAUUGUUGGACGUGUCGCUGCUGUAUUUGUCAUCAAUGCGCAUUAUGGGGUGGUACUCAUUCUGGCCAUACUUUUAAACCUUUAGAAGAAGUUUACGAACAACAUGUUACUCAAAUUAAAGAUGAAGUGGCGCAAUUACGUAGAAGAUUAAUGGAAUUGAUUAGCAUAGUGCAAGAAGUGGAAAGGAACGUGGAGUCUGUAAGGUCUGCGAAGGAUGAAAGGGUUCGUGAAAUCCGUAACGCAGUUGAAUUGAUGAUAGCUCGAUUGGAUUCGCAGUUAAAAACGAAAUUAUUAACGUUAAUGGGCCAAAAAGAUUCUCUUACACAAGAAACUGAACAAUUGGAACAUCUAUUACACGAAAUUGAACACCAAUUGCAUACGUGUACUCGUUCUGAAUUAAUUUCAAAAAGCGGGGAAUUAUCAAGAAUGAUUCAUGCAAUCCGAAAGAAACCAAUGACCAGUUUUGUAACUGCACCUGUUCCAGCGGAUUUCCACAGCGAAAUUGUCCCUAGUUAUGAUAGCAGCACAUUUGUUAUGCACUCUUUUUCUCAAUUACAACGAAAAGCUGAUCCGGUUUAUUCCACCCCUUUGCAUUGUAACGGAUUGUGUUGGAGAUUAAAGGUUUAUCCGGAUGGAAAUGGCGUUGUCAGAGGAAAUUAUCUUUCGGUUUUCCUGGAAUUAAGCGCCGGAUAUCCGGAAACCUCUAAAUAUGAAUAUAGGGUGGAAAUGAUUCAUCAAGCGAGUAGAGAUAGUUCCAAAAAUAUUGUCAGGGAGUUUGCUUCCGAUUUUGAAGUUGGCGAAUGUUGGGGAUACAACCGAUUUUUCAGACUUGAUUUGUUAGCUAGUGAAGGAUAUUUAAAUGUGUCUUUGGAUACUUUAGUUUUGCGUUUUCAAGUUCGUGCUCCAACUUUCUAUCAAAGAUGUAGGGAUCAGCAAUGGUACAUUAAUCAAUUACAAGCUUUACAAAAUCAGUAUAUUUCACAAAUAAAUGAAUCAAAAGAGAGAUUAGCUGCAGAAAUCUCUCGAAACGCAGUGGCGGCUUCAAUUGGUGCAACAACAACGCAAUUAGGCGAAACAAGUGCAAUAACUGGCGUAAAAAGCCUUUAUAGCAUGUCAACGGUUAGUUCGCCUCUUCCAAAUGAUGGGAUGGAACUCCGUUCAACAUCGAGUUCGCAUAACGCCACGACCACUCCAAAGAAAAUAAUGGGAAUACCAGCGAAGUAUUUAUUAACCAAAACGAGAUUGUCACCGUCUUCUAGUCCUCGAUCGAGUCAAAAGACUUCGACGGUAGGCGAUAGCCCAAAUUUGCCGAAAUCGUCGGUUGAUAUGAGUUGUAGUAGUGCGUCUUCGGUGUCGUCGAUUCAAACGCAAAUUCCGAAAGCGACGGAAGAGGAUGUUCCGCCAUUGACGAUUUGCGAGAGUGUUCCAGAAACUCCAAGAAUGAUCAGUUUGGGAGUUUCGUUGAGUUCGCCGAAUUUGUUGAAUGUUGCGACGACAGCUAUGACAAUAAGUAGCAGCAGUAGUGAUACAGAUGAUUUAAGCGAACCUGAAAACUUUUUAGACGACGAUCACCAAGAAACGAAUUUAAUUAUGGCUGAAGAAAAUUCAAAUGAUGAAAAUGAUGUCGAUGAUGAAACUAUGUCUGGUGAAAAUGAUGUUGAGUAUGCUGAAUUUUCAAUGGCUCAGGGUAUGUUACUGCGCGAAUCAAGUCCGGCUGUUAGCACAUCAGGAACAUCUUUAACAGCCCGACCUGGAAGUUCUUUUGAAGAAAAAAUAAUGCUCUUGCAUCUGUUUGAUCGUCAAGAUAGGAACAAUGGGAAUAAUAUGGAUACAAAUCCUACUAAUUUUGAACCUAGUCAUAGUUUACUUAAUUUUAAUCCGAGUACAACCUCAAACCUCUCUCUAAUAGACUUAAAUCAACCAGACUGUGAUCUAAAUGCGGGUCUUAUGGAAUCACCAUCAACUCCCGAUGCAUCUAAUGUAAAACUUUUAACGCGAAGUAGAAACUCACCAUCAGUUGCAGGAUGUUCUAACACCCCAGGAAAUUGGUCUGAAACAAUUUCAUUAAACCAAUCAACGAAAGAGUCCGUGAUGGGACCAUUAGAAUCUUUUCUACGUUCAAUUCAAAACUGUUAUCCCGAACAGGACCACCGAAACAGGAAGAUGUCGGCGUCAACAUCCAAAUUCCAGAAAUUGUUCGACCGAAAAUUGGUUAGUCCUCCGCAUCCCAGCAAUUUCCCCAAGCCGCUUCUCAACAUAAAUAACCUCAAUAAGCUGCGGCCUGGGUUGCAAAUAAAUGACAGUGCCAGUGCUUGCGCUUUACCCUCAUCAGCACCAACAUCUUCAAGUGAUCCUGCAUUUGCUACAUCUCCAUUUAGUUGGACCCCUUCACUUCUAACACUCCGCAAACCAAGUAGGGUAAAUAAGCAGAGUCAACAAAGUUCUGGUCAAUUGGGAAAUAGUGAUUUUAAUACACCGGAAAAAGAACAAAAAGAGAAUCAACCUCCACAAGAUGAUCAGGCUGGACCUUCAAAUUAAAAACAAUAUGAAAUAAGUGCUGAUUUAAUGCGUUGCGUUUUCGUUUCAAUAAUUGGUUUAUUUUGGGGGUUGUGUCUCGAUGAAUUCCAGUGUUAAUACUUGUAAAAUGAAAGUUUGAUUUAUUUUGAUGGAAAAGAGAUUAAAUUCCAAAGGAUGGUUCGGUCGCUUCCCUUUAAAUUUUGACUUUUACUUCAAACAUUCCUAUGAACAUUUUAGUUAAUUUAAUGUUAUUUAACGAUGUGUAUAAUUGAUUAGAAAAAAAAAAAUAAUAAAAUGAA
This is a messenger RNA of Onthophagus taurus, 3558 nucleotides long. RefSeq names its product E3 ubiquitin-protein ligase TRIM37-like. Gene Ontology annotation, cellular component: peroxisomal membrane; aggresome. Gene Ontology annotation, biological process: protein autoubiquitination; protein monoubiquitination; aggresome assembly. Lineage: Eukaryota; Metazoa; Arthropoda; Insecta; Coleoptera; Scarabaeidae. The record is from RefSeq and is a predicted model, not a curated record. Gene Ontology annotation, molecular function: tumor necrosis factor receptor binding; ubiquitin protein ligase activity; ubiquitin protein ligase binding.